Triticum urartu is the source of this 329-nucleotide messenger RNA. RefSeq names its product ethylene-responsive transcription factor 7. Lineage: Eukaryota; Viridiplantae; Streptophyta; Magnoliopsida; Poales; Poaceae. Gene Ontology annotation, molecular function: DNA binding; DNA-binding transcription factor activity. Gene Ontology annotation, biological process: regulation of DNA-templated transcription. The record is from RefSeq and is a predicted model, not a curated record.
CCCCCGGCCCCGCCUGCAGCGCCAGCUCCCCCGUCGAGUCCUACAGCGGGCCCAGGGCCGCGAACGCGCCUCGGGUCGUGCCGCGCGUGCCAGCGCCGGCACCUUUGCCGGCGAAGCUCCCAGAGCUGCGGCUCUUCUAGGACGGAUCCACCGGAGCCGGAUCGCGGGACGAGCUGUGCGCCAAAGCUAGCGAUUUUAAUUUUUUUCUUCUAUUCUUUUUCCUCCUGAUUAGAGUAGACAGAUGAUGUGUGCAAGAGAAGACCGAUUGUACCACCAGCACUACUAUUCUUUACGCGAUAAGAAUUGCGGUUGAUUGAUUGAUGCCCAAA